CGGAGUGUAGACGGUGUGACACACUGUCAAAGCAGUGGAGACGAGAGCAUUUUUGAGGACACUUCAAAUGUUUGCGGUUUCAUGAAGAACAGCCUUUUGGUUUGUUCACAGCAAAUUAAAGGAAGUGUAGUUAUUUCUGCUGUCGUGGUGAUUGAGCAGAUGAACAUUAUUUCUGGUAUAGAUUCUGGCAUGAUGUUGGAUGAGGAUGAUGACUGCCCAGAGUUGGUGCCCAUUGACACCCAGCCUGGCCUUCCUACAGGACAGAUACCGGUCACCAUCAUUACAGGCUACCUUGGUGCUGGAAAGGCUACACUCCUGAACUAUAUCCUAACAGAGCAACACAACAAGCGGAUUGCUGUCAUACUCAAUGAAUUUGGAGAAGGCAGUGCCCUUGAGAAGUCCCUUGCAGUGAGUCAGGCAGGAGAACUAUACGAAGAGUGGCUAGAACUGAGAAAUGGCUGCCUCUGCUGCUCUGUCAAGGACAAUGGUCUCAAAGCCAUUGAAAAUCUGAUGGAAAAGAAAGGAAAGUUCGACUACAUUUUGUUAGAAACCACUGGACUCGCUGAUCCAGGAGCUGUGGCCUCCAUCUUCUGGAUUGACGCAGAGCUUGGCAGCGACAUCUAUUUGGAUGGCAUCGUCACUGUCAUUGAUGCCAAGUAUGGACUACAGCAACUAGCAGAAGAAAAAGCAGAUGGUCUUGUCAAUGAAGCAGCCAGACAGAUUGCUGUUGCUGACCUGACUAUUAUCAACAAAAUAGACCUGGUGAAUGAGGAGGAACUUAAGCAAGUCAGAGACACUGUCAGGUCUAUAAAUGGGCUUGUCAAGAUUAUAGAAACCCAAAGAUCAAGGGUUGAUCUCUCUGAAGUGUUGGAUCUGCAUUCCUUCGACAGUAAGGAUGGUGCUAAUCUUGCAGAGAAGCUCCAGCUCAUCAAACCUACAAGACCACAUCUUGACAAGAGUAUUUUAACUGUGACGUUUGAAGUGGCGGGGGAUCUGUCUGAGGAUGCCUUGAACGCCUUCAUCCAGGAUCUGCUAUGGGAAAAAAAUUUCUGUAACAAAGAAGGGCAGCUGAUGAGCGUCAUUCGGUUAAAGGGAAUAGUUUCGUUUGCGGGUAAAGCCCACCAAGUGAUGCUGCAGGGGGUCCACGAGCUGUACGAGCUGAAUGAGAUGCAGCAGCUCUGGGAGGAGAACCUGCGGAUAAACCGGCUGGUCUUUAUAGGUAGGAACCUGGACAAGGACAUUCUGCAGGAAAAGUUCAUUUCUACAGUGCUUCUCGUCUCAGAGAGAAAUUAGCUCCAACCCCUUUUUGUCUUCUUCACUUCAAACAUUGAGUCUGGAGCAAAGGUUUUGGCACUGGCUAUCGCCCCUGUGAUUGCCGUUCGGACAUCCACUCCUUUUCUACAUGAGGAUUUGGUACUGUAGAUCAGAGGGUGGCUAAAGUAACCACAGUGUUCAGGCAGUGCAGUCAAGACAGUCCAUCACAGCCCGCUUUAAAAGCUAUUUUAAGGAAGACUUUUGGCUGUUCUUCUGAUCCAGAAAAAUUACCAAAAUAACCUCUCAAAGAAAAGUCCAGCAAUUUAAUGAAUACACUGGCUUUUUAGAAAGCUAAAUUUAUCAAAUCUAUACAUUUAUAGAGUAGGGAGCCUACAUAGUGAUGCGCUUACUGUGUCAGCUGUGGAACAGAUUGUACUUGAAGUGGUCCUACUUAUGUUUCUAACUUUGAAUAUAUGGAUUAUUUAAU
This is a messenger RNA of Archocentrus centrarchus (flier cichlid), 1741 nucleotides long. RefSeq names its product COBW domain containing (gene zng1a). The transcript has 16 exons. NCBI's taxonomy places the organism in Eukaryota, Metazoa, Chordata, Actinopteri, Cichliformes, Cichlidae. Gene Ontology annotation, cellular component: cytoplasm. The record is from RefSeq and is a predicted model, not a curated record. The coding region runs from base 82 to 1293 and encodes 403 amino acids.